CGAUGUUUCGUAUUGAAAUCUGCAGAUAACUGUGAAGUAAAUGCUUGGAAAGGUUUUUUUGGGGCAAAUAUCUUUCAUGGUGAUCAACUUCACAUCAUGGCGAAUUAUGACUAUAACAAAGGCUAUCGCUGGUUCCGUUUUGAAAAAGAUUCGGCCAUCGAUUCUUCUUUACCGCCGUUAAGCAGCUAUCGUAAUGCGAGAGAAGUAAACUCUAUUCUAUGGAUGUCCAACGCUGAACAUGUUGCGAACAACGAAAGAGGACAUGUCCACAGCGACUCCAGUGUCAUCAGCAGAACCCAUGAACCUCCUUCGCUUCACCUGCCCAUUCUUCUGACAGGUUAUGAAUCGAACACAUCACAAACAGCGCCUACUCUUAGACUACAAAAAGCUGCUGAUAUUGAAGAUGGUUGUACAGUGUACAGUCACAGAAAUACUUUGGCACUGCCUGUACCAACCCCAACUGUGUUAAUGGGAUCGGAAGCAAGCGCUGUCAGUCACCAUACUUCUGUGAGCAAACGGACACCGGUUAUUCGAGCACAUAAAGCACGGAGCAAACGUACAUCAGCACGAAAAUCAAGAUUUCAACCGAAUCUUGGAACUCAAUCAGAUCUUCAGGAUUGUCUAUUUAUUCAGAACGGUAUUCAGUGUUUUCCAGCGGGCGGUAAGGGAUUUUUGUCGCCGCAGAAAGAAAAAGACAUCAACGAUUGGAUAAAUGGAUCAAAAGCUAGCAAGGAGUAGAUUAAAUUCCCAACAGUACCAAGAGGAAUAGACUCCCCAAAAAACAAAACCUCUCUUACGAUGGAAAAUAAAGUUCAUUUCCUCGAGUUGAAGAAUUGUUACGAUUUUACCCGAGAACUGACGAGAUCGCUGUUCUCAAUAUUUAACUAUCGUAAUACGUUUUUUUCAAAGCGUAAAAGUUUUUCAGUACAGCUCAAAA
This is a messenger RNA of Pocillopora verrucosa, 937 nucleotides long. NCBI's taxonomy places the organism in Eukaryota, Metazoa, Cnidaria, Anthozoa, Scleractinia, Pocilloporidae. The record is from RefSeq and is a predicted model, not a curated record.